Messenger RNA from Capsella rubella, 1941 nucleotides. RefSeq names its product ethylene-responsive transcription factor RAP2-4. Gene Ontology annotation, biological process: regulation of DNA-templated transcription. Gene Ontology annotation, molecular function: DNA-binding transcription factor activity; DNA binding. The transcript has a single exon. The record is from RefSeq and is a predicted model, not a curated record. The coding region runs from base 553 to 1605 and encodes 350 amino acids. NCBI's taxonomy places the organism in Eukaryota, Viridiplantae, Streptophyta, Magnoliopsida, Brassicales, Brassicaceae.
CUAUGGUUAGUUCAUCGGUGAGGUUUGAGAGUUAUUCACUACACACACACAAAAAAAAAAAUAUUGAGUGUCUUCCCCCAAAAACAAAAUUGGUAGAUAACAGCAAAUAGUUCUUGAAUUUUUACAAUUUUUUUUUCGCAAUUUCCUCCUUACUGUUCUGUUGUUUCCUGCUCAUUCGAUCCGUUUCUGUGAAUCAUCUGUCUUUCAAAAACAAAACCAAGCUUAUGAAACUGUGUUUAUUUCUUUGUUUUGAUUUAAAAGGCAGGUAUUUUCAGAACGAGAUCUUUUUUUCAUAUUUCUUCUGAUUUUACCUCAUUUUUCUUUUUCUUUUCUUCUUGUAGAUUUUUAGUUCUUCGAGGGUGAAUUUUUUUUUUUAAAAUUCCCUCUUUUAGGAGGAUCUACACAAAGGUUGCUUAUUUCAAACCUUUUAGAUCCAUUUUAAUUUUUAUUUUUCUUGAAUUUUCUCGGAAAAAUCUCCUGUUUCUUUACUUUUGAUAAGACUCAGGUUUACUUUUUUCGGAUUCAUUUCUAUUUUAAAAAAUCUCUUCAGAAAUGGCAGCUGCUAUGAAUAUGUACAGUAGUAGCACAACGUUUCAAGAAUCAUCAGAUUCGUUUGGUGGUGGUGGUGAGCUCAUGGACGCGCUUGUACCUUUUAUCAGAAGCGUUUCCGAUGAUGCUCCUUCUUCUGCGUUUCUUCAUCCCGCAGCCUCUGCGUCUGCGUUUUCUCUUCCUCCUCUCCCCGGUUAUUACCCGGUUAACGUUGACUCUUCUUCAACAACGUUCUUGACCCAGCCGUUUUCAUACGGGUCGGACCUUCAACAAACCGGGUCAUUGAUCGGACUCAACAACCUCUCUUCUUCUCAAAUCCACCAGAUCCAGUCUCAGAUCCAUCAUCCUCUUCCCCCGACGCAUCACAGCAACACUUUCUCGAACCUUCUCAGCCCGAAGCCGUUGCUGAUGAAGCAAUCCGGAGUCGCCGGAUCUUGUUUCGCUUACGGUUCAGGUGUUCCUCCGAAGCCGACGAAGCUUUACAGAGGUGUGAGGCAACGCCACUGGGGGAAAUGGGUGGCUGAGAUCCGUUUGCCGAGGAAUCGUACCCGUCUUUGGCUCGGGACCUUUGACACGGCGGAGGAAGCUGCGCUGGCCUAUGAUAAGGCCGCGUAUAAGCUGCGCGGCGAUUUCGCCCGGCUUAACUUCCCAAACCUGCGUCAUAACGGAUCUCACAUCGGAGGUGAUUUCGGUGAAUACAAACCUCUUCACUCCUCAGUCGACGCUAAGCUUGAAGCGAUCUGUAAAAGCAUGGCGGAGACUCAGAAACAGGACAAACAGACGAAAUCAUCAUCAUCAUCGAAGAAACGUGGUUCAUCCGUGAAGCCAGAGAAGGUGGUCUCGUCGCCAGAUCCGUCGGAGGAGAAGGUCAAGGCGGAGGAAAACUCGGUCUCGAUCGGUGGAUCUCCAACGUUGGAAGAGUCCACCGCCGGAUCUUCGCCGCUGUCGGACCUGACGUUCGCUGACCCGGAGGAGCCGUCGCAGUGGGCGGAGACGACGUUCUCGUUGGAGAAGUAUCCGUCGUACGAGAUCGACUGGGAUUCGAUUCUAGCUUAGAGGGGCAAAAUAGGAAAAUCCGCCGCUUGCAAUGGAGUUUUUGUGAAAUUGCUUGACUGGCUCUCUUUUUUAUUUUUAUUUUUUUUUUUUUUUAUCAGAGUAAAUUAUGGUUUAGGAGUUAAAAUUUACGCACUACUGUUAAUAUUUGGUUAUUAUGGUUUGUAUUAUUAUCUCUGUGUCGGUCCAGCUUGCGGGUUUUUUGUCAGGCUGUCGACCAUGCCACAGUUUAUGUAAUCUUUUGUCAUAUGUAAUUCCUAUCUUCAGUUUCUUUUAUCUCAACGCUACUUUAGUUUUUUGUACUGCAUGUAAUUGAAAUCGUCUAUUAUGAUUCUCUUA